AUGCAACCCCGGAAAGUAUCAGCAGCACCAGAUACGUCUGAUUUGUUUCUCACAGAUGAUGCUACAGCAAGCCGCAACAGCAUCCUGCACCGCACGACACCCACAUUACACGCCCUAAUUGCCACUACCGAUACUACACCAACAGAUCACGAUCAGGAUAUUUUCGUCUCUACUCCAGAAACCAUAUUGGAUGAUAUGCGAAACCCAAAUCCAUUGCAGCCAUGGAUGUAUCGAGGCACAAACGUGACUGAACGAUUUACAAGUUUCAAGCAAGCCAUCGCCACAAUCACAACCAGCCAAUUGCUCUUUAUCGAUCCAUCUGUGCACGAGCUGUUGGCCUUUUCUAAUAUCUUUCUCUUGUGUACGAGUCAACACAGCCCGCUUUGCAUCGAUACUUUAAUGAUAGCAUAG
Messenger RNA from Zychaea mexicana, 411 nucleotides. RefSeq lists its product as uncharacterized. The transcript has a single exon. The record is from RefSeq and is a predicted model, not a curated record. Bases 1 to 411 code for a protein of 136 amino acids. NCBI's taxonomy places the organism in Eukaryota, Fungi, Mucoromycota, Mucoromycetes, Mucorales, Lichtheimiaceae.